ACUAACAGCCUCCAUUAAUUAAACCGUAUUUAAGUAAUUACUUUGGUUUUGUUUUCUCUUCUUUCUUUGAAGAAAAAAAAUCCCUUUUAAAAAUGAAAAAAAACUAUUCACAUCCAAGUUACCACUUGCUAAUGUGUUUUUCUACCUUGUUUUACCGAUAGCUAUUUCAUGGUGAAUUAAAUUUUUAUCUUAUCAAACAAUAAGAUAUUAUAUAUUGAUUCUUUCUUAAGAUUUUAAGGAGAAUUCGAUAGAGAUUAAGUGAUUGGGAGAAUUAUAUUUUUUUAAUUAAUAUUUGGAGGCAUUUUAAAAAUGUAUUUGUUUUGAAAAAAAUAUCAAAUUGAUUUUUUUUCCAAUAAUUUUAAUAUAUUGAUAUGAAAAAUAAAAUAAAACAAUAUUUCAAUACGAUUUUAAAUAAAAAAAACUUUUAAAAAACAUCUUAUACAACAAUUAAAAAAAACACGUCCAAAAAGCAAACAAUCGGCUCAAAUCUAACUACAGUUAAUGCCAUGGUCUAAACUUCAUAUCAUCCCCUAUCGGUCGUUUUUCGGGCAUCUUCGCUCGGUUUCGUGGAGAUGGCUAUCUUUCUUCAAAAAUAAAUAUUUUGUCUCUCUCUCUCUCUCUCGCUCACUCUUCCUCUCUUACCCUAUUUCAUCAGAUACCACGCAAUUCAAUGGAAGCUCCAUCUAAACUUGUUGGGGGUCAAGCUGUCCAACCAUCAGCUGCUGAAACUAAGAAAGCAACGAGACGAUGGAUGAAGGACACUGAGAGACAGUUCAAAAGGCUGAAAGCAGACUGUGCUGAGUUUGUGAAAAGAUCAGAAACCUCCUCCAAAGAAAUGCUGGAUCGCUUGAAAAACAAAUUGGAGCAAGCUAGAGAAGCUAAAAGGCUAGAGGAGCAAAAAGUUGAACAACAAAAACUUAUGAUCAACACGCUUCAGCAACUUUUGCAGCUUCCAUUUGAAAUGACUGAAUUUGGCACUGGAGCGACAGGGCUACCUGUUCAUCAUCCACCAGAAGCCCCGGCCAUUGAAGAGUCAUUGGGGCUGCUUCAAUCACAUCUCCCUCAAGGAUUGGCACAUGGGAACAAUGUUGAGCAGCCUGCCUUAACCUAUGAUGGUGAUCUGCCCGUUAGUCUUAAUCACUUGAACAACACUGAUCCGUCGAGAACGGCAAUGGCGUCGGGUAGCUCGCCGAUGCAAGGGUCACUUGCUCCUCAAGGGCAGGGGAACAAUAGUGAGCAGCCCGCCUCAGCUAAUGAUGAUCAGUUCCCUGAUGUUCACUCAUCAAACUAAAGAUGAAUAAACGGCGGCUUAUAAGCAGGCAAUAACAUUGACGUUUAAGUUAUGAGUGCCGGAAUGUACUAAAAGUAAUGUUUUUAUUUUUCAGAAUCAUCCGUGUGUGUUUUAAGAAGAUAUUGGGGUGGCAGUUGCUUUUUCUUUUUAUCAGAGCAUGAAUUGUCGAUUCCUCUCUUGGAUAGAAAGGACCUUUGUUGUUUCAAUUUCUAACUAGGAAUGUAGGAUUUACGUUUUUUGGUUGCAUGUAUGGAAUUGUAGUGUAAAAUUUUUUUUUAAUAGUAUUUUUGAUUUAAUAUAUUUUUAAAUGACAAA
Messenger RNA from Populus trichocarpa (black cottonwood), 1606 nucleotides. RefSeq lists its product as uncharacterized. Lineage: Eukaryota; Viridiplantae; Streptophyta; Magnoliopsida; Malpighiales; Salicaceae. The coding region runs from base 671 to 1291 and encodes 206 amino acids. The transcript has 7 exons. The record is from RefSeq and is a predicted model, not a curated record.